AUGUCACAACAUUCUUGGAAAGAUCGCGCGGCUGCGAAGCGGGCUGAGACUCUAAACAAAAUCCGCCCGGAAUGGAGAUUAUCCGCGGACGACCUUGAACGCGCAAAUCAACAGCGCGACAUCACCGGUCCAUUCAUCGAGCAAUUUCUCGAUAAAGAUGAAAUUUCUAUCACGUCGAUGACAAGUGUACCGCUUUUGCAGACUUUGGCGGAACAGAAAUGGUCGGCUGUUCAGGUUGCGACAGCUUUUUGCAGGAGGGCGGCUGUUGCGCAUCAAAUUAACAAUUGUUUGCAUGAGGUUUUCUUCGAUCAAGCACUUGAGCGCGCAAAGUUUCUUGACGACUACUUCGCUCAGCACAAGAAGCCUCUUGGACCACUUCACGGGUUACCCAUCAGUCUCAAAGAUCAAUUCCACGUCAAGGGUGUUGAUACCACGAUGGGAUAUAUCGGUUGGAUUGGAGGUAAUCUUGGAGUCCCGAGAGAGAAAACUCACAAAUUUGAAAGCCAGCUUGUUAAAGAAUUACUGUCACUGGGAGCAGUGUUGUACUGCAAGACCAGUCUGCCCCAAACACUACUUUUUGGGGAAACGAAGAAUAACCUCAUUGGUGAGACUUUGAAUCCGAUCAAUCGAAAUCUGUCUUGCGGGGGCUCAUCCGGGGGAGAAGCUGCGCUGAUGGCUCUGGGUGGGAGUUCUGUUGGCGUCGGUACAGAUAUCGGUGGAUCAUUGCGUAUCCCAACUGGUUUCUGUGGUAUCUUCUCCAUCAAACCUACCUCAAAUCGACUUUCCUACCGCGACGUUGCGAACACGAAUCCUGGGCAAGAUACGUAUCGGUCAACGGUUGGCUUUAUGGGUACAUCGGUUGAGGCCCUUGAGGUUGUGUUCAAGUCCGUUCUCGGCACGGGGCCGUGGCUACGAGAUCCUGCUGUCAUACCAAUUCCGUUCAGAGAGGAGAUGAUGGCUUCGUAUUCCUCGAGAGCUGAUCGGAAGGGGAAUCCCAAAUCUGGGCAGAGGCCCUUGAAGAUGGGUGUGCUUUGGUCGGACGGAAUGGUAGGACCUCAUCCACCUGUUCUUCGUGGUCUACAUGCUGUAGUCGAUGCUUUGAGAAAGGCUGGUCACAAGGUAGUAGACUGGGACCCGCCAUCGCAAGAAAGAGCCACAAACAUACUGGGCGGAUUCUUCUCCGCUGAUGGAGCACACGAUAUUCACAGUCACCUGGACCGUUCGGGCGAACCUCUGGUACCAGAUCUUGACUUUCCGCUCAAAGAUCCAACAGGGUUGUUGAAGUAUCAAGACCUAACACUCCAGGGUCUCGAAUAUGAGCGAGAAUACUCAGACUACUGGAACUCGACUGAAGAUUCAGACGCAUAUACCGACGCGAUGAACGUAACGAACUAUUCAGCGGUCAUCAUCCCCACGAUCCGAGCAGAUGCGGCCAUUGAUGUAUUCGACGAUUCGUAUAAACCGUUGGGUGAUUUGGACAAGAAGAACUGGCAGGCCUACGACGCUUCUGUUUAUGAUGGAGCGCCUGUUGGAAUUCAAAUUGUGGGGAGGAAAUUUGAGGAGGAGAAGUGUUUGGCUAUCGCUAAAAUUGUUCGUGCGGUUUUGCAAAACGCGCUUUAG
This is a messenger RNA of Fusarium coffeatum, 1620 nucleotides long. RefSeq lists its product as uncharacterized. NCBI's taxonomy places the organism in Eukaryota, Fungi, Ascomycota, Sordariomycetes, Hypocreales, Nectriaceae. Bases 1 to 1620 code for a protein of 539 amino acids. The record is from RefSeq and is a predicted model, not a curated record. The transcript is spliced from 6 exons.